Mirounga angustirostris (Northern elephant seal) is the source of this 2575-nucleotide messenger RNA. It is a transcript of the gene PTDSS2, whose product is annotated as phosphatidylserine synthase 2. The transcript has 12 exons. Gene Ontology annotation, molecular function: L-serine-phosphatidylethanolamine phosphatidyltransferase activity. The record is from RefSeq and is a predicted model, not a curated record. Lineage: Eukaryota; Metazoa; Chordata; Mammalia; Carnivora; Phocidae. The coding region runs from base 171 to 1631 and encodes 486 amino acids. Gene Ontology annotation, biological process: phosphatidylserine biosynthetic process.
ACAAUGCACAGCCCACCCCUUCCCAACCGCCCCCGCCCCUGCUCUCCCUAGACCCCGCCGAGGCCGUGCCGCGACCCCUUCCCGGCGCUCCCCGCGCCGUGCGCCGCGCGCCUCGCGGUGACCCGCAGUGCGUGGGGUCAGGCGCGGGGCGGAGCGGCUGGGCGGGCGCCAUGCGGAGGGGCGAGCGCAGAGGCGCCGGGGGGCCGCGGCCGGGGUCCCCUGUGCCCGCGGGCAAGGCUUCGCUGGAGGAGCCGCCGGACGGCGCGGCCCCGGGCCGAGCGGGCGGGCCGGGCGCGGGCCGUCGCAGCACGGAGUCCGAGGUCUACGACGACGGCACCAACACCUUCUUCUGGCGAGCCCACACCCUAACUGUGCUCUUCAUCCUCACCUGUGUGCUUGGCUACGUGACUCUGCUGGAGGAGACACCUCGGGACACAGCCUAUAACACCAAGAGAGGUAUUGUGGCCAGUAUUUUGGUUUUCUUAUGUUUUGGAGUCACACAAGCUAAAGACGGGCCGUUUUCCAGACCUCAUCCAGCUUACUGGAGGUUCUGGCUGUGCGUGAGUGUGGUCUACGAGCUGUUCCUCAUCUUCAUACUCUUCCAGACUGUCCAGGACGGCCGCCAGUUUCUGAAGUACGUGGACCCCAGGCUGGGAGUCCCACUGCCCGAGAGGGACUACGGGGGAAACUGUCUCAUCUAUGAUGCGCACAAUGAGAGCGACCCCUUCCACAACGUCUGGGACAAGCUGGACGGCUUUGUGCCUGCGCACUUCCUUGGCUGGUACCUGAAGACCCUGAUGAUCCGUGACUGGUGGAUGUGCACGAUUGUGAGCGUCAUGUUCGAGUUCCUCGAGUACAGCCUGGAGCACCAACUGCCCAACUUCAGCGAGUGCUGGUGGGAUCACUGGAUCAUGGACGUGCUUGUCUGCAACGGGCUGGGCAUAUACUGCGGCAUGAAGACCCUCGAGUGGCUGUCUCUGAAGACAUACAAGUGGCAGGGCCUCUGGAACAUUCCAACCUACAAGGGCAAGAUGAAGAGGAUCGCCUUCCAGUUCACGCCCUACAGCUGGGUCCGCUUCGAGUGGAAGCCCGCCUCCAGCCUGCGCCGCUGGCUGGCCGUGUGUGGCAUCAUCCUGGUGUUUCUGUUGGCAGAAUUGAACACGUUCUACCUGAAGUUCGUGCUGUGGCUGCCCCCAGAGCACUACCUGGUCCUCCUGCGGCUGGUGUUCUUUGUGAAUGUGGGCGGAGUGGCCAUGCGGGAGAUCUACGACUUCAUGGAUGACCCGAAGCUCCACAAGAAGCUGGGCCAGCAGGCCUGGCUGGUGGCAGCCAUCACGGCCACGGAGCUGCUCAUCGUCGUGAAGUACGACCCACAUACGCUCACGCUGUCCCUGCCUUUCUACAUCUCCCAGUGCUGGACGCUUGGCUCUGUGCUCGUGCUCACCUGGACCAUCUGGCGCUUCUUCCUGCGGGACAUCACCCUGAGGUACAAGGAGACUCGGCGGCAGAAGCAGCAGAGCAGGGGCGACCAGGACAGAGCCGUGGGCAACACGGACGGACACUUGCCUGAGCCAGAAGACCCCCCAGGGCCUGUGGAGGCAGAGAGGGAGGGGGCGCCGGCCCCAAACUGACGCACCCCAUGAUUGCCUGGAGCCAAGGCUCGCUGGAGCCUUCCAACAGGCCCCGGCCCUUGUGGUUUUAUCACACUUUCUCCCGUGCGCACGGUGGGGCCCUGCGGGGUGGGGGCCGAAGGUGGCCCUCGUCCGGGUCAUGCGUGGUGUGUGCACGUGUGAACACAGUAUAUAUGGGUGUGGACACGUGUGCUCCACGUCCCUGAGGCCUCUCUGGGGCUGACAGGUGUGGCUGGGCUUGCCCUGGGCAGCCGGUCUCCUCCCCUUUCUGCACCUUCAGCCCAAGGGCCCCUGGGCUGCACCAGGCCCUCGGCACCAGACGGCCCUGCCCCGCACAGGCGUCACGGUGCCUUUCUCUGCUCCCUGGGCCCCUGGCCACUUUGAGGCCAUGGGUGUCCGUGCCCUGGCAGCACAUGUGAAGGACACCCCGUGACGGCUAAGAAGGGGCAGGUCUGAGCAGGCAGCCCUGAGCCAUUUCCCACAAACGUAAGAGUGGGAAGGGGGCCAGAGGUCACCGGACUGGUCCCUCGAGGACCCUGUGCCUGAGGUGGGGAGGAAGGGUUGAGGGUCGUCUUCAUGAGCAACCAGAACAAGUAAAGCAGCGAUGAAGGUCUGCAGCAGUGUGUCCUCCUCACUGGCUCCCAGCCUCUGCUCCAUCCUGCGCCCAACGCAGGGGCUGCCCAGAGGGGCGGGGGGAGGGGGUGGGUCAGGGCCAGUGCUGGCAUCUGUCCCCCCGGGUGGCUGGCAGUGUGCAGACGGACAGCCCCGGGUGCUGCAUCUGGCAGGGGGUGAGGGAGGCGGCUGUCCUGGACGUGGGUGCAUGCACAUAGCUGGAGAGCCCUCCUGAAAACACACCUGGGAUGCCGGGCCUGGUGGGGACCCCACGAAAGGACAAGCACUCCUCUUGCCAAAACAAGUGCUUUAAUAAAGUAUCUAAAACUUUA